GCCGCGCGGGGGUGACGGCGGGCAUUGCGGGGCCCUUUCUCCUUCCUCCUCCUCCUCCUCUUCCUCCUUCGCUCGCCCCGGCCGCCGACCCCCGAGACUUUGUAGCCAGCAGCAACCCCGGGGCAUUUUCGAUGGAAAAUGAAGGUUGCACGUUUUAAAAAAUUACCAAAUGGUGAAAAUGAGACAAUGAUUCCUGUAUUGACAUCAAAAAAAGCAAGUGAAUUACCAGUCAAUGAAGUUGUAAGCAUUCUUCAAGCUGAUCUUCAGAAUGGUCUAAACAAAUGUGAAGUGUGUCACAGGCGAGCUUUCCAUGGGUGGAAUGAAUUUGAUAUCAGUGAAGAUGAGCCGCUGUGGAAGAAGUACAUCUCUCAGUUUAAAAAUCCCCUUAUAAUGCUGCUUCUGGCAUCUGCAGUCAUCAGCGUGUUAAUGCACCAGUUUGAUGAUGCCGUCAGCAUCACUGUGGCAAUACUUAUCGUAGUUACAGUUGCCUUUGUUCAGGAGUAUCGUUCCGAAAAAUCGCUUGAGGAAUUGAGUAAACUUGUACCACCAGAAUGUCAUUGUGUGCGAGAAGGGAGGUUGGAACAUACGCUUGCACGAGAUCUGGUUCCAGGGGAUACAGUUUGUCUGUCUGUAGGAGACAGAGUCCCUGCUGACCUACGCUUGUUUGAGGCUGUGGAUCUUUCAAUUGACGAAUCCAGUCUGACUGGAGAGACAACCCCCUGCUCUAAAUUGACAACGCCUCAGCCUGCGGCUGCCAAUGGAGACCUCACCUCCAGAAGUAACAUUGCUUUCAUGGGAACUCUGGUCAGGUGUGGCAAGGCAAAGGGAAUUGUCAUUGGAACAGGAGAAAACUCUGAAUUUGGCGAGGUUUUUAAAAUGAUGCAAGCAGAAGAAGCUCCGAAGACACCACUGCAGAAGAGCAUGGAUCUUUUAGGAAAACAACUUUCUUUUUAUUCCUUUGGCAUAAUAGGUAUUAUCAUGCUGGUUGGCUGGUUACAAGGAAAACAUAUCCUGGAUAUGUUUACUAUUGGCGUGAGUCUGGCUGUAGCUGCCAUUCCUGAAGGCCUUCCCAUUGUGGUAACUGUGACUCUGGCUCUUGGUGUCAUGAGGAUGGUGAAGAAAAGGGCCAUUGUCAAAAAGCUGCCGAUCGUUGAAACUCUAGGUUGCUGUAAUGUGAUUUGUUCCGAUAAAACGGGGACGCUGACCAAGAACGAAAUGACCGUGACUCACAUCUUUACUUCGGAUGGGCAGCACGCGGAGGUUACUGGGGUAGGCUACAAUCAGUUAGGUGAAGUCAUACUUGAUGGAGAUGUUGUUCAUGGAUUCUAUCACCCAUCCAUCAGCAGAAUUGUUGAGGUGGGCUGUGUGUGCAACGAUGCUGUAAUUAGGAAUAGCACUUUAAUGGGAAAGCCAACAGAAGGAGCCUUAAUUGCUCUUGCAAUGAAGAUGGGUCUUGAUGGACUGCAGCAGGACUAUAUAAGAAAAGCAGAAUAUCCCUUUAGUUCUGAGCAAAAAUGGAUGGCCGUGAAGUGUGUGCACAGAACACAACAGGACAACCCAGAAAUUUGUUUUAUGAAGGGUGCUUAUGAACAAGUGAUUAGAUACUGUACCACGUACAACAGCAAAGGACAGACCUUGGCACUCACUCAGCAGCAGAAGGAUGUCUACCAGCAGGAGAAGUCCACCAUGGGCUCUGCAGGACUCAGAGUUCUUGCCUUGGCUUCCGGCCCUGACUUGGGACAGCUGACAUUUCUGGGCCUGGUGGGGAUCAUUGAUCCUCCCAGAACUGGAGUGAAAGAAGCAGUUACCACGCUCAUUGCUUCAGGAGUGUCCAUAAAGAUGGUGACGGGAGAUUCCCAGGAGACUGCGAUUGCCAUUGCCAGUCGCUUGGGGUUGUAUUCCAAAAAUUCCCAGUCAGUUUCAGGAGAAGAAAUUGAUGCAAUGGAUGUGCAGCAGCUUUCACAAAUAGCACCAAAGGUCGCAGUUUUUUACAGAGCCAGUCCAAGGCACAAGUUGAAAAUCAUUAAGUCCCUCCAGAGUAAUGGUUCGGUCGUAGCGAUGACUGGAGAUGGAGUUAAUGAUGCCGUCGCCUUGAAGGCUGCAGAUAUCGGAGUAGCAAUGGGACAGACAGGAACAGAUGUUUGUAAAGAAGCUGCAGAUAUGAUCCUGGUGGAUGAUGAUUUUCAAACAAUAAUGUCUGCAAUUGAAGAGGGUAAAGGGAUUUACAAUAACAUUAAAAAUUUUGUUAGAUUCCAGUUGAGCACGAGCAUUGCUGCAUUAACUUUAAUCUCGUUGGCCACAUUAAUGAACUUUCCCAAUCCUCUCAAUGCCAUGCAGAUUUUGUGGAUCAAUAUUAUCAUGGAUGGGCCUCCAGCUCAGAGCCUUGGAGUAGAGCCUGUGGAUAAAGAUGUAAUUCGUCAACCUCCAAGAAACUGGAAGGACAGCAUCUUGACCAAAAAUUUGAUUGUUAAAAUACUGGUUUCAUCCAUAAUCAUUGUGUGUGGAACUUUGUUUGUCUUCUGGAGAGAGCUACGGGACAAUGUGAUAACACCUCGAGAUACAACAAUGACUUUCACUUGCUUUGUAUUUUUUGACAUGUUCAACGCUCUCAGCUCCAGAUCACAGACCAAGUCUGUGUUUGAGACCGGACUCUGCAGUAAUAAAAUGUUUUGUUAUGCCGUACUUGGAUCCAUCAUGGGGCAAUUGCUCGUUAUUUAUUUUCCCCCACUUCAGAAAGUUUUUCAGACUGAAAGCCUAAGCAUACUAGAUCUGCUCUUCCUGCUGGGCCUCACGUCCUCGGUGUGCAUAGUAUCAGAAAUCAUCAAGAAGGUUGAGAGGAGAAGGGACAGGAGCCCAAAGAACGGCCCAUCGACGUCCUCCUCGUCCUCCUCCUCGUUUCUUGACGUGUGAUGCAUAUUGCAUUCUUAAUCUUCUGGCACUGCGGCCUGAGGUUGUGCUGGAGAGGCGACAUCGCGUGGGGGUUCUGAGGACGUGUUCAUAAUGUCUUCACACGAGCACUGACGUUAAAGACGGCUGGAGGAUUGAGCCUUCACCCACCUUGCCUGCUGCUGGGAGUCGCCAAUGAAUUAUGCAACUUGGAUAUAAUUUUCCUUGAUAAAAUUGGCUUUGGAGAUGGGAACUUUAUGAAGGAUGUGGGAGGUUAAUUUAAAACAAAAGAGGAUGAGGAAGGAGAAUGGCAAAGCCUGACCCACCUUCUGCACUUAAGAGGUCUGACUGUAUAGAUAAACUGUCCAUCUUAGAUAUAAAUAUUUUAGUUCUUUUUUAUUUUUAAAUAUUGUAUUCCUUUAUGGUGGUGGGGCUUUGUUACUAAUACAUGAAUAAAUUUAACCCUUUAAAAGGCAUUCUCUUCCAUUUAGACAUGGAGUCACAGGAGUGAGUGCCAGACUUCAGCUACUGUAUUUAUUUACUUUAUUUUGCCAUGUAAACAACUCCAGCUCUCGUCGCUGCCAUUUUGGUAUCCUAUUGGGUGUUUUGCACAGGAUGUGACCACUGUCGGAUCACUGUUUUCUUUUCUUUCUUUUUGUGAUUGAAAAGCCGAUUCUGCGAUUUGAAGUAAAUGUUUGCUUUUCGUAGUAGGUGUA
This is a messenger RNA of Vombatus ursinus (common wombat), 3602 nucleotides long. It is a transcript of the gene ATP2C1, whose product is annotated as ATPase secretory pathway Ca2+ transporting 1. The transcript is spliced from 27 exons. Bases 139 to 2910 code for a protein of 923 amino acids. Gene Ontology annotation, cellular component: endoplasmic reticulum; plasma membrane; Golgi membrane. The record is from RefSeq and is a predicted model, not a curated record. Gene Ontology annotation, biological process: intracellular calcium ion homeostasis; calcium ion transmembrane transport; manganese ion transport. Gene Ontology annotation, molecular function: ATP hydrolysis activity; P-type calcium transporter activity; ATP binding. Lineage: Eukaryota; Metazoa; Chordata; Mammalia; Diprotodontia; Vombatidae.